AUGAUGCAUCAUGCUGGACAUAGAUUUCAUGAAGUGUUUCAGAUGAAACAUGGUGACUAUUCUGAUAUUCCUGCAGCAAAAAUCUCAGAGUUGAUGAAAUCUAACAGUUUGGAUGUGAUUUCCUUAAUGCUUUUUGUCCAUUGUGAAUUCAUCAAUAUUCACAUUUUACACUUGUAUAAUUUCAGAAUCUUUUAUUGUCCAGAUUGCCCCUACACAGUCGCUUCUAAGCAUAGUAAAUGGGAUUCUAGACGAAAGCAUCAACAGGAUGAGUAGUGAAAUACCUCAUGUAUGCAUGCUGUUACAGAAAAGUUUCUUCUUUCUGUAAAAUUAAGAACGUGAAAUAUGUUUUUUCUAAUAUAAAACUAAUAUUCUAUUUUAAUAUAUAUAUAUAUAUAUAUAUAUAUAUAUAUAUAUAUAUAUAUAUAUAUAUAUAUAUAUAUGUUUUUAUUCCAGCGUGUUGCUUGCCUCAUGAGGAAAGUCGUUGAUGACCUAGAGGUUAGAAUUGUCAUUUCUCAGCUUAAUUCAUUUAACCAAAAUGUUCUCAAGUUCUUUAUGGCUUGUUCUUUUAAAAAGGGACAGUUGUAGAAAAACUAACAUAAGCUAAUUUAAGAGACUGCAACCAUUUAAAGGAACUCAUCUAUGUGUUAGAAGGUAAAUACUAAAUAUCAUUCAUGUUCUUUACUCAUUACAAAAAAAUAUGUCUGAUAAUAUAAUGGAAGAUGUAAAAUAUAGCUGAGAGACAAAUUGGGGAGACUGCAUUGAAUGAAAUGAGUUCAAGAUCUCAUCAAAUUUUACGAUUGGUACAUAUUUUUUUUCUUCAGCUAACUUUUAAAAACAUGAAUAAGAAUACAAUUUAGAUUAAUCUUAAUCAUUCACAUGAUAUUAAAAUGCAUAAGAAUACUUUUAAAAACAUGAAUAAGAAUACUUUAAAAAACAUGAAUAAGAAUACAAUUUCUUGUUGGAAUUCCUAAAAUGACAAAAGUCCCCCUAAGCCAUAACAAAGUUGGUCCCACUGGUCUUAUGUAGUGGUCUGUAUGGGCCAUCUAGGGUUUGUUUGAAAAGUAAUCUUUUUGUAGAAAUGACACAAUUACCCCCAAAGGGUGUAGUAUAGUAGCUUCGAGCUUGAGAAAUCAAUUUGUAUGUCUGUUUGACAAGUUUUAUGAUUUGGAUGCAGUAACGGAGGAAUUGGGCAUGUGCCUUAACAAUUAACUCGAAGCUAACACGCAUACUACAAAACUCUCUUGGAGGCAAUGCAAGAACUGCAAUACUAUGCACUGUGUGCCUUGCACAUAGUAAUGCUGAACAAUCAAGAAACACCCUUCUUUUUGGUUCUUGUGCUAAAGAUGUUAACACAAAUGCACAAGUUAAUGUAAACUUGAUUCUGGAACUCUCUGUCUACCAACAUUAGAGUUUAAUUGAGUGAUUGAAGGUGAUUUUGGUUCUUGAAACGAGACUCAAGAUAUCAUAUUUUGGCAUGGCUAGAAGCUUUGGAGGAAAUGAAACUCAAGCAAAAGUAAAAACACAGAGAGUUGUUGGCACAUAGUAUGC
Molecule: messenger RNA, 1548 nt
Organism: Lactuca saligna
Lineage: Eukaryota; Viridiplantae; Streptophyta; Magnoliopsida; Asterales; Asteraceae
Source: the annotation of a GenBank genome assembly